This is a messenger RNA of Chironomus riparius, 394 nucleotides long. NCBI's taxonomy places the organism in Eukaryota, Metazoa, Arthropoda, Insecta, Diptera, Chironomidae. The record is from the annotation of a GenBank genome assembly.
AAAAAUGGCAUGGGUUGAUAAGAAAUACACUUUAUACAAGUCAGAGAACUUCGAGGAAUACAUGAAGGCCUUAGGUGUUGGCUUCUUCCUCCGCAAGAUCGGCAACAAUGUCUCACCAACAGUCUUUUUAGUAAAGAAGGGUGACUGGUAUGAAUUCCACACCGAAUCAACAUUCAAGACAACAAUCUUAAAGUUCAAAUUAGGUGAAGAAUUCGAAGAAGAAACCAUGGAUGGACGUGUCGUCAAAACGACAAUGACACUCGAUGGAAACACAUUGAAUCAAGUACAAAAGACUGAUAAGAAAUCAACAAUUAGUCGUGAAUUUUCGGAUACUGAAUGCAAGGUCAUCUGCACAUAUGGUGAUGUUGUCAGCACACGUUGGUACAAGGUUUAG